This is a messenger RNA of Trichogramma pretiosum, 2626 nucleotides long. Its product is annotated as kelch-like protein 5. The coding region runs from base 665 to 2479 and encodes 604 amino acids. Gene Ontology annotation, molecular function: protein binding. Lineage: Eukaryota; Metazoa; Arthropoda; Insecta; Hymenoptera; Trichogrammatidae. The transcript has 2 exons. The record is from RefSeq and is a predicted model, not a curated record.
UUGAUACAUAAAAACAUAAAGUUAUUGCUCUUAGUUCAUCUGCCCUUCUUGCGAUGAAAUUUUUGGAUACGUUGCCUCAUACAAUGAGCUGAAGGCCAUUUUAUAAUUGGGUAAUAUAUUUCCAUGCAUACUUUGCGGUCUGUCUAGUUUCUAAAGAUUCUGCUAGUUCAAAGAAGUUGAAAUAUAAAUUCAUUUGCACUAUUGUGUGCGUUAAAAAUUAUAAAAAUUUCGGCUUUGCCCAGAAGACCAAAGUUUUCAUUUGCAAUUAUUAUAUGUAGUACGACGCAAACAAAAAGAAGGAUGAUUACAUUUCCCGCAAAUGUGCAGGAAAAUUGAAUUGUAUAAAUUAUUGUAAAAAGAGAUUAGUUUUACGAUCCGCGUUCAAACUUCGCAAUGCUCUAUCCGCAUAAAGUGCAGAAUGCAGUGCACCAACGGCGACAGCAAAUAUGCUGUACAGCACGCAUAUACAAUGUAUGAGUAGUGCUAUGUAAAAAUAAUAUAGAUAAUUUAUAAUAAAAAGCAACAGAAUAAAGCUAAAGAAAAACAUUUUUUGUGAUAUGAAGUAUGAACAAAGCAGAAAGUUCAGUAAGUUAUCAAAGCCUUUGAAGUAAUCUCAGAAAUAAUUGACUUCGUACAAUUGGUGUUAAAUGUUGAUGAUCGAAAAAUGUAUUGCAACAACACAAAAGUCAUUCGACAGGACGGAAGUGUUUAUUAUUUAACUAUGAAACCUAAGGAGUCCGAAGAAGACAGCAACGCCUUAGAAGUUAAAGCUGAACAGGCUCAGGAAGAACACGUCAAAAAUCACAAUGAGGUCUGCAUGCGUACAAUGGAGGACUAUUUUUACAAGGAACAAUUAACGGAUGUGGUACUUGUAGCUGGCGAAAAGCGCAUUCCGGCACACAGAUUGGUGCUUAGUGCUAAUUGCGAAUAUUUUGCCGCUAUGUUCACAAAUUCGCUCCGCGAGACUUUCGAAAAUACGAUCGAAUUAAAGGAUGUAGACGGCAAUGCCUUAUGGACCGUAAUUCGUUAUUUUUACUCAGGAAAAAUUGAAUUGGAAGAAGAAAACGUUGAAGCUGUUUUAGCUACCGCUUCUUUGUUGCAACUUACGCAUAUUGUCGAUAUUAGCUGCAAGUUUUUGAUCAAGCAAUUUCACCCAAGCAACUGUUUGGGUAUCAGAAGAUUUGCUGAUCUUUAUGGUUGUUCAGAAUUGCUUGAAGCUGCUACUUCGUAUACUAAUGAUCAUUUUAUGGAAGUAAUUAAAAAUCAAGAAUUUUUGACAUUAACAGUUGAUGAUCUUGCAUCUCUGUUAGGCUCUGAUGAUUUAAAUACAUCUUCAGAAGAACAUGUGUUUCAUGCUUUACUAAAAUGGUUGGAACAUGAUUUAAAUGAAAGAAAGCAACAUGCCAGCAGAUUGUUAGGUUUGGUCAAACUUCCAUUAUUAUCUCCUUCAUUUCUUGCUGAUCAUGUGGAAAAUAAUGAAAUUUUUCAGGAGCAAAGAUCUUCACAGGUACUUAUAAUGGAAGCUCUCAAGUAUCACCUUUUGCCAGAGCGACGUUCAAUAAUGCAAUCAAAUAGAACUCGACCAAGGAAGGCAACAGUUGGCCAUCUUUUGGCAAUUGGAGGAAUGGAUUUAAAUAAAUCAGGCACAGGAAUCGAAAUUUAUUCACUGAGAGAAAAUAGUUGGAAAACUCAUACUUACAUGACCGCUAGACGUUUACAAUUUGGUGCAGCAAUAGUUAAAGACAGACUUCUUUUAGCAGGAGGAAGAGAUGGCUUAAGAACAUUAAACUCUGUUGAGUCUUAUGAUUUUAAAACCAAAACUUGGACCACAUUACCAUGUAUGUCUACAAAUCGUCAUGGAUUAGGAGUAGCUGUGUUGGAAGGUCCUUUUUAUGCUGUUGGAGGCCAUGACAGCUGGAGUUUUUUAAGUACAGUUGAAAGAUGGGAUCCUAGCACUAGAAAGUGGACUCAUGUUUCUCCAAUGUCGUCUCCACGAUCUACAGUUGGUGUGGCUGUUUUAAAUGAUAAACUUUAUGCUGUUGGUGGAAGAGAUACCAGUUCAUGUUUAAAUACAGUAGAGUGCUAUGAUCCUCAUUCAAAUAAAUGGACAUCAUGUGCUCCAAUGUCCAAGCGUAGAGGCGGUGUUGGAGUUGGUGUAUUAAAUGGAUGCUUAUAUGCUCUUGGUGGCCACGAUGCACCAUCCAGUAAUCCUCAUGCUAGUAGAUUUGACUGUGUCGAACGAUAUGAUCCAAAAACUGAUACAUGGACUGAUGUUGCACCUAUGAGUGUUGCGCGUGAUGCUAUGGGAGUAUGUGUUUUAGGAGAUAAAUUAUAUGCUGUUGGUGGUUACGAUGGUCAACAAUAUCUUGCUUUAGUUGAAGCUUAUGAUCCAUUGCUCAAUCAAUGGGAACAAGUUACUCCAUUAAAAUCAGGCAGAGCAGGACCAUGUGUAGUUGUAGAUAAUUUUGUUAUUACAUAAUUCUAUCUCAUAAGAGAAACCGAGAUUCUGUAGUAAUCAGUAUUUUUGAUUAACAAGCAACAUGGUUUGCAUACUAAUCAAUCUUAAUUAAAUUUGAGAAAACUUGUGAUAUUUAUUUAUUUAGCUUAUAUUAUUAAAAAAUGUUAA